Sphaeroforma arctica JP610 is the source of this 1113-nucleotide messenger RNA. RefSeq lists its product as hypothetical. Gene Ontology annotation, cellular component: chromatin; nucleus. The record is from RefSeq and is a predicted model, not a curated record. Gene Ontology annotation, molecular function: chromatin binding; histone binding. NCBI's taxonomy places the organism in Eukaryota, Ichthyosporea, Ichthyophonida. Gene Ontology annotation, biological process: nucleosome assembly. The transcript has 2 exons. Bases 1 to 1113 code for a protein of 370 amino acids.
AUGUCUGGAGGUAAAGGAUUCGAUCAGGAAACUAUUCAGGCCAUGAUGCAAAAUCCUGAGCUGAUGGCACAGCUACAGCGUCGCAUGGAAGGUCUUACUGGUAAGGGUUCAGGGUAUGUUGAAUCACUUCCCAAGCCUAUCCAAAACCGUGUAAAAGCACUCAAGAACAUCAACCGCGAGCACCAGGCCCUACAGCGCCAGUUUAACCAGGAGUUGCUAGCGUUGGAGCGUAAGUUCUUGACACUGAACGAACCACUGUACACACGCCGAUCGAAGAUCGUGACCGGUGAUUACGAGCCUACUGAGGAGGAGUGCAACUACGUCGACAGCGAUGAGGAGAGCGAUGAAGAAGACGAGGACAAGGUUGUUGACCUGGAUAGUGAAGGUGACAAAGAAGCACAGGAUGCUUUAGACGAGAUCGAUGUCAAGGGCAUCCCUGCGUUCUGGUUGACCGCAAUGCAGUGUAACCCGGAUAUCGACAAUAUGAUUGAAGAACAAGAUCGGGAAUGUCUGGAGUCGUUGGUGGAUGUUACGUACGAGUACUUAGCCGAGGGUGAAUUUGGUUUUAAACUAGUGUUCAAAUUCGAACCCAACGAGUACUUUACCAACACGGAACUUAUCAAGACAUAUCACCUCAGCGAUGACGGCACCAGCACAGAGUUGAUGUUCGAGCGCGCAGAGGGCACCGUCAUUGACUGGAAAUCGGCCGAGAAGAACUUGUGUGUAACCACCAAGAGCAAGAAGCAAAGACACAAAGCCAGCGGACAGAUCCGUAUGAAAACGAGUACCGAACCUCGCGAGAGUUUCUUCAACUUCUUCUCACCCCCCGAGAUGCCAUCGGAAGAGGAUAUUGAUGCAGAUCAGGAGGCAGCGGAGGAAAUCAGUGAGCGGUUAGAGGCUGACUAUGAGUUGGGCGAGACUAUUAAAGACGAGAUCAUCCCAAGGGCCGUGUUCUGGUUCACUGGCGAGGCAUUGGAGGACUAUUCCGAUGACGACGAUGAAGACGACUAUGAGGAUGACGACGAUGGUGAUUUUGACGACGAAGAUGACGAGGAGAAUGAUGGCGACUACGAACCCAAGAAGGAUACCCCCGAAGAGUGCAAGCAACAAUAA